GAAGAAAUAGUCAAUGAUAAAAUUAAUAUCAUAUUUAUUAUUGAUUUAGCAAUCACAUUUUUGUCUUAUGAUCGAAUAAUUAUACGAACGAAUUUCAAUUACCUGCGAUCCCUUUUACUAGAAAAGCGAAGUAAAUGGAGCUGGGGGGAUUUCAAGGAGGACACCAGGGCUCCGUUUUAUGCGUGGACGUCUUCGAGGACAUCAUUGUUUCGGGGGGAGAAAAUGGAGAUUUGUGCCAAUGGAAUAAUGAUGGGCACUUGAUAUGCAAGUACACCGAAGAAAGCACUGAUUGUACCUCUGUGCUCAUAUCACAACUGAAAAAGGAUGUCAUUUAUGCCGCGUUCAAUGACACAGUCAAAAUUUUUAAUGCUGGAGAACUAACAUUACCGUUGGAUGCUUUCAGCUUUAAUUCGGACGAAAUAAACCAGAUAGCUGUGGAUGAAAAAGAGAAAUAUUUGGCUGCUAGUGAUGAUGCUGGAGAAAUUAAGGUCAUUGAUUUGGGUGAGAAGAAAUUGUACAAAACUCUUAAAAAUAAACACACCAAUAUAUGUGCUUCUGUGUGUUUCAGACCUAAAAAGCCAUGGGAACUCUUUUCAGGAGGUCUAGAUUCCAAACUGAUUCACUGGGACUUUUCUCGCCAUAAGUGCCUAAACAUGUUUGACAUGAAUGAACUGAAUAAUCCAUUUGAAACAACAGAUUUGUACAUGGUUAGUCCUCCCUUUGUCCAUCAUCUGUCCGCUAGCUCAGAUGGAAAAUACUUGGUGGCAGCACUGGAGAAUGGCCUGAUAGCAGUGUUUGACAGCACUCGAAAACACCUGAGAGAGUUGUUUAGUCUCCACACUCACACACAGGGUGUUUCUCAGGUGCAUUUUAUAACAGAGGACAAAUUUGUUUCAGGGGGAAAUGACUGUUGCAUUGCAUUAUGGGACUUAUCCAAAUCCCAUGAUCACCCAGACCUGGUUUUACCUGCUAAUGCCCACGCUGUCAAUGGUACUUCUAGUGAAAACAGUAUCGCACCAGAUCCUUUGGAAACAAAAAACCAAACAAUGACUGACAUUUGUCUCAUGAAUAAAAUUGAGCACACUGGAAAAAUUAACUGGAUGAAACCUUUUUACAAGGAACAUUGGAAAAUCAUAAUUGGUGAUGAGUCUGAUAAACUGACUAUCAAGACAUUAGAUAUACUUUAACUGUGUGAAAUUGUAAAUGAUUUUUAUAUAUCUGAUGUGCAUCCUAGCUUGAAAGUGACAUGUUAUAAAUAUAUAUACUUGA
Messenger RNA from Saccostrea cuccullata (small rock oyster), 1269 nucleotides. Its product is annotated as WD repeat-containing protein 53-like. NCBI's taxonomy places the organism in Eukaryota, Metazoa, Mollusca, Bivalvia, Ostreida, Ostreidae. The record is from RefSeq and is a predicted model, not a curated record. Bases 135 to 1187 code for a protein of 350 amino acids. Gene Ontology annotation, molecular function: protein binding. The transcript is spliced from 2 exons.